Molecule: messenger RNA, 515 nt
Organism: Drosophila arizonae
Lineage: Eukaryota; Metazoa; Arthropoda; Insecta; Diptera; Drosophilidae
Gene: levy
Product: cytochrome c oxidase subunit 6A levy
Biological process (GO): mitochondrial electron transport, cytochrome c to oxygen
Cellular component (GO): mitochondrial inner membrane; respiratory chain complex IV
Molecular function (GO): enzyme regulator activity
Source: RefSeq, a predicted model, not a curated record
UCAUUUAUAAAUCACAUAAGGCACAUAAAUUACAACGUAAAUAUGUCGUUUGUGUUGAACAACGCGAUUCGUCGCCAAAUUGGCGUUAUUGCCGCCAGAAACAUGUCCGGCACUGCCGCCGUAGCUGGAGAACAUUCUGGUGGCUACAAGGUCUGGAAGCGUCUGUCUUUCUUCGUGGCCAUGCCAGCAGUUGGUCUGUGCAUGCUGAACGCCUACCUGAAGCACCAGGAGGAGCACGACCACCCCCGUCCGGAAUUCGUCAAGUACGAGUACCUGCGUCGCCGUGAGAAGCGUUUCCCCUGGGGCGAGGGCAACAAGAGCCUGUUCCACAACCCCCAUGUCAACGCUCUGCCCGAUGGUUAUGAACACUAAGCGGUUAUACCACUCUUUGUAAAGGUGUCGCAGCUCUUGGUAAUCUGCCAUAUCUGCUAUAAUAAAUAACACUCGAUGUAUUUAAACAUAUUGUUAGCUGUAAUUAAUGUGGAAAUACACACAAACACUCCCGAUAAACUUAA